This is a messenger RNA of Pelobates fuscus (common spadefoot toad), 846 nucleotides long. Its product is annotated as indolethylamine N-methyltransferase-like. The transcript has 4 exons. The coding region runs from base 1 to 846 and encodes 281 amino acids. Lineage: Eukaryota; Metazoa; Chordata; Amphibia; Anura; Pelobatidae. Gene Ontology annotation, cellular component: cytosol. Gene Ontology annotation, molecular function: N-methyltransferase activity. The record is from RefSeq and is a predicted model, not a curated record.
AUGAGUUCCACCGCCCACAAGGAUUAUCAUGAUAAGGCAUUCCCGGCAAAAAAAUUAGUUGAAGUUUACUUUUGUGACGAUAGUUUCCCAUUAAUAAAAGAAAACGUGGAAUUUCCAAUGGAACAAAUACAUACAGAUAUCGAUUCAGGAUUGGGUAAAAAAGAUGAGUUGUCAAGCGGUAACAUUGUCCCACGGGCUACCCUGGAAAUUGGAGUCGUGAAGGGAGAAACAUUGAUUGAUUUUAGUGUUGGAGCCACAGCAAGCCAUCUUAUACCAGUUUGCAAUGGAUUCAAAGAUAUAUAUGUGGUAGAAGUUAAUGAGAGAAACAUCAAUGAAUUUGAGAAAUGGCGACAAAAUAAACAAGACGCUGUUAACUUCUCAUAUGGGGCGAAGGUUCAUCAUAAGUUAGAAGGAGGCAGAGAAGCAUGGCACAUGAAGGAAGACAAAGCAAGACAAGCAAUUAAAGGAGUAAUACAAUGGGAUAUUUCUAACGACGAUCAAGUCCCUGUCGAUUUACCCCAAGCAGACUGCAUUCUUAGUCUAUACCUACUGAAUGUUAUCAGCAAAGACAAAGACACCUACCAGAGAAACCUGAAAAAAAUGACAUCCCGACUUAAAAUCGGGGGGAGCCUGUUACUAUUUUCACCCAUAAAUAUGACAUUUUAUAUAAUUGAUGAUCACAAGUUCUUCGUCUUACCUGUCGAUGAAGAUUUUGUAAAACAGACAGUAAAUAAUGCUGGUUUUGUCAUUGAAAAAGUGAAUGUAUUGCCUAGCAAAAAAUCUUGUGACCUGGUUGAUUAUGAUUCCGUAAUUUAUCUAAGAUGUCGCAAGAAGAAUGAUGUUUAG